This is a messenger RNA of Capra hircus (goat), 2057 nucleotides long. It is a transcript of the gene TLE6, whose product is annotated as transducin like enhancer of split 6. Gene Ontology annotation, cellular component: transcription regulator complex; nucleus. Bases 167 to 1984 code for a protein of 605 amino acids. Gene Ontology annotation, molecular function: protein binding; transcription corepressor activity. NCBI's taxonomy places the organism in Eukaryota, Metazoa, Chordata, Mammalia, Artiodactyla, Bovidae. The record is from RefSeq and is a predicted model, not a curated record. Gene Ontology annotation, biological process: regulation of DNA-templated transcription; negative regulation of canonical Wnt signaling pathway. The transcript is spliced from 16 exons.
GCCUCCGGGGAGGGGGGUGCUUCCUGUCCGCCUGAACUUGGCUGACCCUGGCGGCUUCCUUCUGGGCCACCAUCCUAAAAGAGAGUCCCUGGCUAAAGUCCUUGUUACUGCAGCCUGAAGAGUGACCUCUUGGGGUCAUCUCAGCCCCCGCGGGCACCCUCAAAACAUGGCGCAUCCUGAGGCCAACUUUCCAGCCCGGAACUAUCAGGACAUCCUGGAUCAGCUCAAGGAGCAUUUCCCCAGGUUCCCCACUCACUUGACGACGCAGGUGGACCUCGCUUACGGCUUGGUCCUGAAAAUCCAGCAGGGGAUCCAGGAGCAUCUCAAACAGGCAGAAAACUUCCUACAGAUGAUGGAGACCUGCAGCCAAUCCCUAGGCUUCCAGCUGGGGGAGAACCAGGGGAGCCAGGCCUCCCUCAGUGAGCAACCCAGCCAGGACCACCAGCACCCAGGGGCCACGCCCCCACAGACCUCCGGUCUCCAAGAUCUAGACUUCGAAGACGUCCUGGUCAUGAGGUCAUCUGACUGGUUCCAGCAGUCCCCCAGAGUGGACAGUGACACAGUCCGCCAGCGAGAUACACAGCCGUGCUGGGACUCAGAGCCCCAGUUUCCACAGGAUAUUCUGACAGAGCAGCUCUGGGAGAUUUUUGCUGGGACCCAGGACCAGGGAGAGCACCCAAGACACAGGACGACAGACCAGGUGCCAGGCCAUGAGAGCCAGGAGCCAGGACCACGAUACUUGGGAGUGAAAAUGCUUCCCAAGGACACUCUGGUUUUCCUCCCACCCACGCCCUCCCCCAGCUCCUCUGAGGGCUCCCGAGAGGGAAGCCCAGGACUGGGUGCUCUAGGACAGGGGUUGUUCUCCUACAUGGCCCAGGUAAGACCUUGCACUCCACACAAAAGCUACGGGGGAGGUGGUCAAGACAUUAGGGGGAUGUGGCUCAGGUGUGACCUCAUCCACCCACAGGAGCUUACCAGGAAGACCUAUCAGUUUCUAAAGCCCAUAUGCUGGGACCCCGAGGACUUUGAAAACACAUGGAAUAGGCCUAAUGUCUUGCCCUGGCAGUCCAGGAAGCUGGCCGUUCCACACAGAGUGGAGAAGAUGCGGAGACUAGAACAUGGGGAGCCUGUGCUGGCCACGGCCGUCAGCAGCUUCACCCGGCACGCCUUCACCUGCAGCAGGGGUGGCGUCAAGGUGUGGAGCCUGGUGGGCCAGGUGAUGAAGGCCAGGUUUCCAGAAAGCUUCUUGAGAGUAGAGACACCGGGGGCCUACCUGCGCACCUGCCUGCUGUUCUCAAACAGCACAACCCUGCUCACGGGCGGCCACAACCUGGCUGGUGUGAGCCUGUGGGACUUGACGGCGCCUUCCCUGCAUGUGAGAGCCGAACUGCCCUGCGCGGGCCUCACCUGCCAGGCCCUGGCUGCCAGCCCGGAGGACAGCCUGGCUUUCGCUGGCUUCACCAACGGCAGCGUCAGGAUCUGGGACCUGCGGGACUGGAGUGUGGUCAGGGACCUGCCGGGACAUCCAAACGGUGCCAAGAGCAUUGCUGUUAAAGACCAGUACGUCUGGACGGGGGGUCUGGAUGCCUGCCUGCGGUGCUGGGAUCUGAGGGCCACUGGGGAGCCCCAAGAAUACCAGUUUGAAUCUCAGAUAAUGAGCCUGUCACCCAGCCCCCAUGAGGACUGGGUGCUGGUGGGCACGGCCAACGGCCAGCAGUGGCUGCAGCCCAGCCUUGGGGGCCAGAAACGCAUGGUGGGGUGUAAGGACGGCACCAUCCUUGGACUCAAGUUCUCCCCUGUGGGCCAGUGGUGGGUGAGUGUGGGAACAGACAACCUGGUUAGCAUCUUCAGCAUGCCCACGGGGACCAUGGCAGUCCAGGUGCCCGAGAGAUCCUCUGUCAUGUGCUGUGACGUGUCCCCCAGCAACCACCUGAUUGUCACAGGGUCCAGGGACCACGCCUCAGUGUACCAGCUCACAUACUGAGGGUUUGCCGGGGUGGGCGGGCUCGCACGAUGAGUGAUCUUUGUCAUGUGUAAUAAAGCAAUUGGAAAAAGCA